AUAUGUAACAACACUGCCAGUCAGUGGUAUUUCUUUCCGGGCAGCAGAAGUGUUCCUAUCCUACUAAUCGGUCCCCCACGACUAUUGAAAAGGGAUUUGAAUUCAGGGUCAUGUUCAGUUGCUCUACAGUAAAAUAUUGUGCUGCAUCUGAUAGGUGUUCCGUUUAAUUUCAGAAAUCUGUGCAUUUCGGAGCUCCAAAAUAGUAAAAUGGUUCCUCCGGAAGAGUUUUCAAGUGACAAUGGGCGAGAUUAAUGGCUGCAGUCGCAAGUUGACAUACUGAUCCAGGUGGUAUUGGAAUAUUGUAUUGAAAACAUGAAGGAACAGAAUUGCAUUAGCAGAAAAAGGAUCCAGUGAAGUGUGGACAUAGAGCCGAAGUACCUAAUAGUCCUACAAGGUCAGAAACAUGUUCACUGCAACCCAGACCUCCAAGACCCAGUUCUUGGAACAAGCCAGGCAGGCGAGGGAGGAGAGGAAAGGGUACAAGGAGAAGGAGAGGGCCGCCACUCUCAUGCAGGCACUGGUCAGGAGGUUUCUCUGUCGCUGUGCACUGCAGAAGCAAAUCAGGCAAGAAGUUGAUGAGUUUUUCGUAGCUGCUGAAACGGGCACAACGAAGAGAAAUGCAUUGUCCAUAUUUAAGAUUGCACGAAAGUUGCUAUUCAUCUGUGGCAAAGAUGACAAAUUGCGCUUUGAGAAGCUUUGCCGUGCCAUUCUCAGCAGCAUGGAAGCUGACAAUGAACCCAAGGUGUGGUAUGUGUCCUUGGCCCUGUCUAAAGACCUGACCAUCCCGUGGCUCAAACAGAUUAAAGAUGUCCUGUGGAUGUGCUGUGAGUUCCUCAAAAAGUUAAAGCCUGACAUAAUGCUGGACAGUAAGUUGGUGACACUACACCUCACUAUGCUCAUCACGUUCACUGACACCGCUACUUGGAAGAUAGUGAAAGGAAAAGGAGAGCAAUUCAAACUGGCCUUGAAUAGAAUGUGUGAAAACAUCAUGGGCCAUCUCAACCAAAAGGGAUUUUACUCUGUGCUGCAGAUUUUGCUCACAAAUGGAUUGGCAAGAUCCAGGCCCUCACUGACCAAGAGCAUGUUAACAGCCGUCUUCACCCUCUCGCUCAGACCUGUCCUUGCUGCGCACUUCUCUGAUAACUUGCUGAGGUCCUUCCUCAUCCACAUCAUGUCCGUUCCAGCAGUGGUCUCUCACCUCAACACACUAACCCCUGAGUGUAUGGCCACCAUGCAGACCCAUGACCUCCUGAGGAAGUUCAUCUUGUUCCUGAGUCGAGAGGAACAGUGCCUUGACAUCUGUGUCUGCCUGGAGGGAAGUCACACACUGUGCUUACUAGGUAAUCUCAUCCACCUGGGUUUCCUGAGCGAGAAAGUGCUGGAGGACGAGGCCAACCACUUUGUGAAGGACCUGACGGACAUGCUCUCAUACUGCCAGAGAUACGUGUCACAGAAGAAGUCCAACCUCACCCACUGGCACCCAGUCCUGGGCUGGUUCUCCCAAACUGUGGAUUACGGCCUGAAUGAGUCCAUGCCACUGGUGACACGGCAGCUGCAGUAUCUAUGGGGCGUGCCGGUCAUCCGCACGCUCUUCUGGGACGUGCUCAGCAAGAAGCUGGAGGCUCAGGAGCCCACCCCUCCCCCUCAACCUCCACCAACCACGUCGCAGAAUAACCUGCCAGUCAAGAAUCUGUUCAAACGGGCGUUCCAAAAGUCCGCGUCGGUGCGGAACAUCCUGAAGCCGGUCGGUGGGAAGCGCGUGGACUCGGUGGAGGUGCAGAAGGUUUGCAGCAUCUGUGUGCUGUACCAGACCGCCCUGACCACCCUCACCCAGAUCCGUCUGCAGAUCCUCACCGGCCUGACAUAUCUGGACGACCUGCUGCCUAAGCUGUGGGCCUUCAUCUGUGAGCUGGGCCCCCAGGGUGGCCUCAAGCUCUUCAUGGAGUGCCUGAACAACGACACGGAGGAGUCCAAGCAGCUGCUCGCCAUGCUCAUGCUCUUCUGCGACUGCUCACGCCACCUCAUCACGAUCCUAGAUGACAUCGAAGUCUACGAGGAGCAGAUAUCAUUUAAAAUAGAAGAGCUGGUCACCAUCUCCUCGUUUCUCAACACGUUUGUCUACAAGUUGGUUUGGGACGGCAUCCUUGAGAAUGCUAAAGGGGAGAAGCUAGAUCUGUUCCAUAGCGUCCACGGCUGGCUGAUGGUCCUUUACGAGCGAGACUGUAGACGCAGGUUCUCUCCAGAUGACCACUGGCUCCGCAAGGACCUGAAGCCAAGUCUGCUCUUCCAGGAGCUGGAAAAGGGCAAGAGAAGAGCCCAGCUACUGCUGCAGUACAUCCCACACAUCAUUCCUCACAAAAACAGAGUGCUGCUGUUCCGGAACAUAGUGACAAAAGAGAAGGAGACUCUGGGACUGGUGGAGACGAGCCAGGCCUCCCCUCACGUCACGCACAUCACCAUCCGACGGUCACGCAUGCUGGAGGAUGGAUACGACCAGCUCAGACGCCUUCCUGUUAACUCCAUCAAAGGAGUGAUCCGUGUGAAGUUUGUCAAUGACCUGGGAGUGGACGAGGCUGGUAUUGACCAGGAUGGCGUCUUCAAGGAGUUCUUAGAAGAGAUCAUCAAAAAGGUCUUCAACCCUGCACUGAACCUUUUCAAGACCACCAGCGGGAACGAGCGUCUCUACCCAUCCCCCACGUCCAACAUUCACGAGUACCACCUGCAGCUCUUUGAGUUUGUGGGCAAGAUGCUGGGCAAGGCCAUGUACGAGGGCAUCGUGGUGGACGUGCCCUUCGCCUCCUUCUUCCUCAGCCAGGUGAUGGGCCACCACCACAGCGUCUUCUACAGCUCCAUCGACGAGCUGCCCUCGCUCGACUCCGAGUUCUACAAGAACCUCACCUCCAUCAAGCGCUAUGACGGAGAUGUAAGUGACCUGGGGCUGACACUAUCAUAUGACGAGGAGGUGAUGGGGCAGUUGGUUUGCCAUGAGCUCAUUCCCGGAGGGAAGACUAUGUGUGUGACCAACGAAAACAAGAUCAGCUACAUCCACCUGAUGGCACACUUCCGCAUGCACACGCAGAUCAAGGAGCAGACGGCGGCGUUCAUCCGGGGCUUCCGCUGCAUCAUCAACCCCGAGUGGCUGCACAUGUUCUCCACGCCCGAGGUGCAGCGCCUCGUCUCCGGGGACAACGCCGAGAUGGACCUGGACGACCUCAAGAAACACACAGUUUAUUAUGGAGGUUUCCACAGCAGUCAUCGUGUGAUCAUCUGGCUGUGGGACAUCCUCUCCAGUGACUUCACCCCUGAGGAGAAGGCCAUGUUUCUCAAGUUUGUCACCAGUUGUUCCAGGUCCCCACUGCUGGGCUUUGCCUACCUCAAGCCCCCCUUCUCCAUCCGCUGUGUGGAGGUGUCUGAUGAUCAGGACACGGGGGACACUCUGGGCAGCGUGCUGCGGGGCUUCUUCACCAUCCGCAAGAAGGAGCCGGGCGGCCGGCUGCCCACCUCCUCCACCUGCUUCAACCUGCUCAAGCUGCCCAACUACAGCAAGAAGAGCAUCCUGCGCGACAAGCUGCGCUAUGCCAUCAGCAUGAAUACAGGCUUCGAGCUCUCCUAACACCCGGCCAUCCACAGAGAGACUGCCUGCUCUAUCUUGGUCACACAUAUAUACGCACGCACGCAGACAGACAGACACACACACACAAACAACACUAUGAGGCAAUUUAAACCCUGUGGAGUUGUAUGGAAUCACUGGUCCCUGCCUCCCCAGAACUUUUUACCUGUAAGAUAAGAGAAGGACUACUAAGAUCUUUUUUUUUUUAAAAAGGACCCUAUCUCAGCAUCUGAAGCGCAUGGAGCUUCAGUCGCCUUACUGAAAUCAGAUCCUUCACGGAGGUGGCCUCUGCGGCGGACUGAAAGCCUGGAGGCGAGUGGCACCUCCUGGACUGCUGCUUCCGUCUGCUUCCCCUGAUUCGAUCCCCCCGCUAGCCCUCAGCACCCUGUUAGCUCUCAUCCCUAGCAGUGAGCAGUUCCCCCUCUGAGCAGUGAGGAAAGCCUCAUGUAGAUGCUAGUGUUCUUCUGUGCUGGGGAACAUGAACAGAGACUACUAGAGACAUAUGAAAUGGUAUGCAGGGUAGUGAGAGUGACUUUCUGUGCAUGACUUCCCCACUAAAUCCCUACUCUAAGGAACUCUCCGUUGGAGUGGAAAGCAAAACAAAACAACACACUCUUGGCAUUGUGCCAGUAUUUCUCAGGCCCUUGGCCACUCUUCUAAAAAAGCGACAUUUGACCUGGAAAGCAAUACAGACACCACGAAAGAACAAAGCCAUGCAAGACUUGAUCGCUCACCUGCCAUCUCCAACCCCCCCUUGACACACACACACACACCCUUCUCCAUUCACCCAGAUAGAUUGAGGAAAUGGGGAGCAGUGAUCUCCGUCUUUCCUUUUUGAAGAAGUCUGUCUAGAGUGGAGUUCAUUGUAACGUCAUUACGGAUAUUCGUGAUGGCUUCACAAUGGACAGCGUUGACUGGGCUUCUGAGCAGCUUUGAUGAAGAAAUGAGGACGCUGCAUAGGAGGCCAUUUUGGGACGCUGGUGACAGCAUGAUAACCCUUUGUGAAUCUCAUGUUUCAUCUGCUAGUUCUCUCCCUUUAACUAACACUAACAAUCUCUAUAUAGGAGACAACAUCCUGCACAUAAAUACAUUUUUUGCACAUCUCCCGGCAUAUGCACAGACGCAGUAUUCUGUUGUACCACUUUACUGUUGAUCCGACACACCUCUCACUCCUUGACGUCUUUACCAUUAGAGAUGUCCAUGUACUGUUAACAUUUUAGAAAAGGAUUCUUUGUGUUAGGUGUAUUGCUUUUAAUGUAUGUUAUAUUAACACUGGCACUGAAAUUUCCUAUCAUGAAGUUUAACCUCUGGUCGGAGUUUUGUAGCCAGAAGGGUGUCGUACUCCUAAAUACUUCUAGAAAGAGGAAUGGAAACCAGUGGCUCCUGCAUGGUGUGUAUCUCUCCCCUACCUACAUCGCUCCUGCUUUUAAAAGGCCACACACCUCUCACCCACACACCUUUUUUUUUUUUUAUCAGCCGUAUUCUAUUCACAUAGCCUGGGUCUGCUUUCAUAGAAUGUGAUUUCAUCUGCUGAAUGAAGAUGAUGAGGAGGUGGAGAAGAAGAAGAUGAUGGAGAGGCCAUCUGCGAUCCUUUGCGACAUCACUCAUCUUCACCUCCCCAAGACACGGCACGAGGGGGGAGACCACAUGAGUGUUGCCGUGGAAAUGAAGCCAUAAAAUCCGAGGGGGCAGUUUCACAAGAGCAGGAACUGUGGAGUGAAUGUUACAGGCAGAAACCAGACCUGUCUGGUCUCGAAGACCCAUUCACAGAGAAUUUUCACUUGAGACUUGCAACUGAUGAAGAAUGACUUUUUAACUCAACUAUUAAAACUAUUAAAGGACAUUAUUUUCCUAGUGACUAGGAAAGUCAUACUGAAUGAUGUCAUUGGCUGGUUAAUGGAGUCUGCUAAAACAGGCCCACCCUCUUGCCUGCCCCAUACUGAGCACAAGAUCAAAGCUUUCGGCUGGAAUUUGCUGUUUUUAUAAAUGGGGCGAAAACCUUUAUUGCUACUCAAUACAUUGUAGAUUCAGGAGGCUGAACGCUCCAGUGACCAGACUUCAUUUGGUCAAUCAUUCAAAGGGGGGUAACAUUGCUGGAAAAAUUGGCAAUAGCUUGUUUUCAGUCUUACGUUAUGCAAAACUACCCACUUAUGUUAUGUGAGGGUUGUCCGCAAUAUACCUCCACUGAAAUCUUGUAAAUCCUUGUCCUAUUUGUUGUCUGUGUGUACGCAAUCAUGUGUGCAGAAGUUGAGGUACACAAGGUGAAUUGUGUUAGCUGAUCCUGUCAUGGAUAGAACAAUGCUGUAACGCAAACUUUAAAAGAUGGCUGAACGAUGUUAAUGGCCAAAUAUUCUGUCAAAUGUUGCAAGGGAAAAAAGGCAUUUAUUAAAACACAGAAAUGCUGUUCGAUAGACACAGGCUUUAUAUCCAGCUCUUAUUGUUUGGCAAUCCACACUACUGGGGCAUUAUGGCAUUUUGGAAAACGUGCCCUAAAAGCCAGGCACAUUAAAGCCUGUAUCUUCAAAAAGCUGUUCACUUUUCACAUAGGACUACACCUAUGUUUUGUCAUGGCAAAGGCCAAGGGCUGGAAUUCAACAGAUCAUCAAGUCCAGGGAUUUUUUUCUGGGUCAAUCAACAUCAUGUGAUGAUGAAAGCGGACUGUGCAUGCCGCCCUGUAUGUAAAACACCAACAUUUCCAUGAAGAGAUCCCUCGUGUUUACAGAAGACUUAUAACCGCUAUUGGACUCUGCACUGGUGAGAUUUUUGUAAGGGCUCUAGUGGAAAGCAUUGAGAGUGAUGUGAAACAUAUGACAUCUGGGUGUAAACAGAACACCAAGGGAUUAUCUCCAAUGUGCCAGACAAACUGUUAUUGGCGAGACAGAAAGUUACCUCAGUGGCUGGGACUACUGUGAGACAGACCUUAUUGGCACACUUAUUGUGCUUUGAUGAUGUCACAUAUUCAUGAAUAUAUCCUAAUAAUAUUUGUUGUAAAGAAAGAUUGCUGAAAGAAAACAACCCUGAAAAAAAAACAUAAUAAUUCCCUUGACCUUUUGAAAGAACUUUUACAUUUGGUUGAACUAUGUCAAAUGCAGGUAAUCAAAAGGCAAUUUAAAUGUAAAAAAAAAAAAAAAAAUGUAUGAAGUGAAAUUUUCUCUGUAAAUGUAUACAUAGUUGUCAAUCAAUCAUGUAAAGCUUUGAGUAUUGAAAAAAAAACUUUACUUAACAACUCA
Messenger RNA from Clupea harengus (Atlantic herring), 6840 nucleotides. It is a transcript of the gene ube3b, whose product is annotated as ubiquitin protein ligase E3B. Lineage: Eukaryota; Metazoa; Chordata; Actinopteri; Clupeiformes; Clupeidae. Gene Ontology annotation, biological process: ubiquitin-dependent protein catabolic process; protein polyubiquitination. The record is from RefSeq and is a predicted model, not a curated record. Gene Ontology annotation, molecular function: protein binding; ubiquitin protein ligase activity.